Messenger RNA from Plutella xylostella (diamondback moth), 986 nucleotides. It is a transcript of the gene Spf30, whose product is annotated as Splicing factor 30. NCBI's taxonomy places the organism in Eukaryota, Metazoa, Arthropoda, Insecta, Lepidoptera, Plutellidae. The record is from RefSeq and is a predicted model, not a curated record.
UCCUACUCUAUGACCAUGACUUAUUGUCUAUGGUUUGUGGGGUGUGCGUGUAUUUUUGUGUAGAUUUAAUAAUUUACAAAAUAGACGUAGAUGCUAGGUUAAAUUAGUGUUUGGAAAUAUGGCAGACGAUUUAAGGAAUUAUACUUUACAAUUGCAGCAGGUUGAAGCAGCACUCCUCACUGACCCCCAAAAUGAAGAACUCCUAAAGCUGAAAGCUGAUCUAGAGGAAGUAAUUGAAUUAACACAAGAUCUCAUUAAAACUCCAGAAGGUGAAUCCGAAGUGGCUGAUAUUCAUGGUUCUAGUAAUGAUGAUGAUGUUACAGCGACGCUGCUGGCUGCCGAGGCGGGCAGCUCCUCGGACCAGGCUUCCUCCAGGUGGCACCCGGGAGACAAGUGUCUGGCUAAAUGGAAAGCAGAUGCAGUAUUUCAUGAAGCUGUUAUUGAAGAGGUUGGUGACAAACAGUUGAAAGUAAAAUUUGAAGGCUACUCUACUCUAGAAACAGUAUCAGUGAAUGAUGUUAAGAAGAUUAGUUCUGGAAGUAAGCGGCCAAUGGAAUCAGAUGAAAGCAAGAAUGGCAAAGUAUUUAAAGGUGACAGAGAAUACUUGAAAAAGAAAAAACAAAAAAAACAGCAGAGAUUCAAGCAGAUUGAAGAAGAAAGAGAAAGUGAAAAGAACAAGUGGCUGAACUUCCACACAAAGUCUAUGAAGAAGCCGGGAGUUAAGGGAAAGAGUAUAUUCGCUUCACCAGACAACCUGACGGGCAGAGUGGGCAUCGGCACUUGUGGCAUUUCAGGGAGACCAAUGACUGAAUUCACUCCAGGAGAAAAAUGGAAAAAAGGAGGAACAUAGUGACAAAUGUAGUUUUAGUAUUAUUUCAUAAGUUAAUAUUAAAAAGCUGACCUUUCUAUACAUUGUAAAGAAAAAAAGCGUUUAUGAACUAGGUAUCUAGGUAUGUACUUGUAAUAAACUUUGUGGUUUUCAAGUA